CUGGUCCUGUGAGCGUUCGGAGACUGCGGGCGCGCAGACCUGUACUGGGCCCGCGCCCCGGCCCCUUACAGAGCUGGGUGUGUCCCUCCGAGUGCCCCCCGCUAGGGACUGUGCAGGCCGGAGCUAGGCAGGGACAGCGGGGCGAACCGGGCUGAUAGAGUCGGUGCCUGCUCCUGUGAGGCUCUCACCGAAUCCCUGCUGUCUCCGGGCAGCUGAAGAGCGGUGGGCCCUCGCGUCGCGGGCGUGGCUGUGGCCGUGUCUCCUGGUAGUCUGAGCCCACUCUGCGUGUGGAUCCACGUGGGAGCUGGGUUCCAGAGCCUGGUCCUGAGGAGGAGCCGAGCCGGGGGUAGGAGGCCGGACUUGGCGAGGGAAGAGCACGACCCCGGGCAGCAGUGCGCCGCGCUGGGCGCACCGGGGUUUGCCGGCCCUGCUCUGGGCCCUGCAGGUCCGCUGGCCCCGCCGCGCCUAGUGGGGAUGCCCCGUGUCCCCCAGGCAGCCCCAGCCUGCGUCCCGCUCCCUGAACCCUCGGGAGGACCACAGGGCUGUGGCCGAAAGACAGAGAUUUGGACCUAGUGAAAGGACGCCGCUCCUUAGCCCCAGCUAUGGACUCCACAGCAUCAGGUUUGGCUCUGGAGCGUGCGGAGGGCCAGGAGCCCUCUUGGGGAGCUAGUACCGGGCCCGAUAUCAGGAGGACCCCAGGAAGAGGCCGGGGAAUCCCACUGAAGGCUUCCCCUUCUCAGAAUCCUGCUCUUCCUCCAGAGAGAUUCCCAGGAGAAGAGGGAACAACCAAUUCAUUCCUGAAAGCCAGGCCUCGGGACCUGAUGACAUUUGAAGAUGUGGCUGUGGAAUUCAGCCAGUGGGAGUGGGGGCAGCUGAACCCUGCUCAGAAGGACCUCUACAGGGAGGUGAUGCUGGAGAACUUCAGGAACUUGGCCAUUCUGGGCCUUCUAGUAUCCAAACCAUAUGUCAUCUGCCAGUUGGAGGAAGGGGGUGAGCCCUUCAUGGUGGAGAGAGAAAUCUCAACAGGAGCCCACUCGGACUGGGAGAGAAGGUCUAAAUCCAAGGAAUCAAUGCCAAGUUGGGGAAUUUCCAAAGAAGAAUUAUUCCAGGUAGUAUCAGUGGAAAAACACAUUCAAGAUGUGCUGCAGUUCUCCAAGUUGAAAGCAGCCUGCAGUUGUGAUGGCCAGUUAGAGAUGCAGCAGAUAAAACAGGAGAGACACCUGAAACAAAUGUCAACCACUCACAAAUCUGCCACCACCCUUAGCAGAGAUUAUAAAUGGAAUGGAUUUGGGAGAAGCUUAGGUUUAAGAUCAGUCCUUGUUAACCAACACAGCAUUCUCAUGGGAGAAGGAUCUUAUAAAUGUGAUACAGAAUUCAGGCAGACUUUAGGGGGAAACAACUCUCAGAGAACCCACCCAGAAAAGAAAUCUUGUAAAUGUAAUGAAUGUGGGAAGUCCUUUCACUUCCAGUCAGAACUUAGGCGCCAUCAGCGAUGUCACACUGGAGAAAAGCCGUAUGAAUGCAGUGACUGUGAAAGAGCCUUUGGUCAUAUUUCAUCCCUUAUUAAACAUCAAAGAACUCAUACUGGAGAAAAGCCCUAUGAAUGCAGUGAAUGUGGGAGAGCCUUCAGCCAGAGUUCGUCUCUUGUUCUGCACUAUAGAUUUCACACUGGAGAGAAACCCUACAAAUGUAAUGAAUGUGGACGAGCCUUUGGUCACACUUCAUCCCUUAUUAAGCAUCAGAGGACUCAUACUGGAGAAAAGCCCUAUGAAUGCCGGGAAUGUGGGAGAACCUUCAGCCAGAGCUCAUCACUCAUUGUGCAUUACAGAUUUCAUACUGGAGAGAAACCUUACAAAUGUAAUAAAUGUGGGAGAGCCUUCAGCCAGAGUUCAUCUCUCACUCAACAUUACAGAUUUCACACUGGAGAGAAACCCUACAAAUGUAAUGAGUGUGGAAGGGCCUUUGCUCAUACUGCAUCCCUUAUUAAACAUCAGAGAAGUCAUGCUGGAAAAAAAACCCUAUAAAUUCAGUGAAUAUAGAAGGGCUUUCAGCUGGAGUGCAGACAUCACCGGAACUUAAAGAAUUAAUAUCAGAGAGAGAUCCUAAAGGUGUAAUGUAUGUGGGAAGACCACAUCUUGUUCCACAUCAGGCAAUAAUUACUAAAGAGAAUCCCUAUCAAUGUCAAGAGGGGGUGGGCUUCCCCUCUCUUACCAAACAUGGGAGAAUCCAUACUAGUGAGAAACCACGUGAAUGUAAUGAAUGUGGGAAGGCUUUGAUCAGAGGAUGCACAUUAUUCAGCAUCAGACAGCCGACACUGGGGAGGAGCCUUAUCAAUGCAGUGAGUGUGGCAAGCCUUCAGUUACAUACUGAUUCUUUAAGAAAAUCAGAUAACUUGUACUGGAGAGAAAUUCUACAAGUGUGGUAAGUAUGGAAAAAUCUUCAGUUGUAUCUCUUCCUUUACUAAGCAUCAAGAACACAUACUAGAGAGAGGCCCUAUGAAAGCAGGAAAUAGAGGAAGGCCUUCAGUCAGGGCUCAUCCCUUAUUAAGCAUCAGAAAAUUCAUACCUGAGAAAAACCUGUGAAUGUGGGUAAUGUGGGAGAGCCUUCAGCCAAACCUCAUUGCUUUAUAAACCCCUUAGAACUCUCCCUACUAGCUGGAAACUCUGGUGACGUGAUGAGUGUGGGAAGGGCUUUGGUGGAUGUUCCACCAAAACACGUUAGAGAAUUUGUACAUUAGAGAAUUUGUGCUAGAGCAACUCUUCAAAUUUAGUGAAACUGGGAAAACCCUUUAGUAGAGUUCAAGCUUCAGUAUUCAUCUCAAAGAGAAACCUUGGGAACAUGAUGAAUGUGAGGAAAGUUCCUUUCCAACUUGAGAUGUAUAAAACUAGAGCUGAAAAGAAGCUGAGAAAUCACCUUGUCUGGUGAUUUUCUGCCUGGUGGGGCCAUUUGUAUAACCACACUUGUGCAUUGCCUCCUCAUGCUGUUACUGACGGGGCAGGGUGUCAUGCAUGGGUGCAGAGGAUGGAGGCUGAGAAAGGUAGAGAGCUACCCAUGAUCUAGCCCAGUCGUAUUUUAGAGCUAAUAAAACUGAUGUUCAGAAAGUGACAUGCCUUGGCCUAUAGUCCUAACUGGGCUGGGCCUCUUUCCUGUGGUUCACAGCUGUAGUAUGGAGAUUAAUAGACUGGAUCUUUGCAGUACAACACCUCCAUGCACUUCUUUCUCUGUAGCACAUGUUACCUUUCUUUGUGAGGCAAUGGAGUGGUCUAGGAUUGAGCAAAAAGCAAUUUUUGUUACAUCUUUAUGCUAAUAGAUUUGGAAUUUUUGAAAUGAAAUGAAACCUUGUUUAAACAUUAAAAUUACUAAAAUAGGCUGGGCGCGGUGGCUCACGCCUGUAAUCUCAGCACUUUGGGAGGCCGAGGUGGACAGAUCACGAGGUCAGGAGUUCGAGACCAUCCUGGCUAACACAGUGAAACCCUGUCUCUCCUAAAAAUACAAAAAAAUUAGCCAGGCAUGGUGGCGGGCGCCUGUAGUCCCAGCUACUGGGAAGGCUGAGGCAGGAGAAUGGCGUGAAUCGGAGAGGCGGAGCUUGCAGUCAGCCGAGAUCACGCCACUGCACUCCAGCCUGGGAGACAGAGUGAGACUCCGUCUCAGAAAAAAAAAAGAAAAAAAAAAACCAACUAAAAUAUGGGUAUUAUGCACAAUCCAGAUCUCAAAAACGUGAUUCUAAGUGAAAGAAGGCAGAUGCCAGAGACCAGGUAUUUUCUAGUACCAUUUUAGGAAAUGUCCAGAAAUGGCAGAUCUUCAGAAACAAAGUAACUACAAAUGUUACAAGGAAUCUUUUUAGGGUGACGAAAAUGUUCUAAAACUAGAUGGUGGUGAUGGUUGAACAAUUUGGUAACUUCACUAAAAAUCAUUGAAUUGUUCACUUUAUAUGGGCAGAUUUUAUGGUAAAUAUACCUCAAUAAAAUCAUUUUUCAAAAUCAAAUUUACACAUAUACCAACCAUUGCUAAACAAGUAUUCCUGUUUUGUUUGUUACUUCAAGCCAUCUGUGCAUUUUUGGUAUCACUUUUUAUUUUCUGUAACAGUUACCCCUACAUUUACUGGGUCUCAGAACCUUGUCAGGCUCUUCUUUAAAGUUCCUACCAUGUUGGCUCUGUAACUCAGGUGGAGAAGCUUAGACCAGGAGCUGGCGUAGACCAAAGGAUACUUGCCUAAUAAGGAUUAGCUUAUACUGAGGAAAAUACUUUAAGUAUUUAAAGUCCAGAUGAGGAAGUUGAGCCCAGAAUUCCGGGAACCAGCUCAAAGUGGGCCCAUGCAGACAGGCUGGGUCUAAGAGUCCACAAGGUUGGCCAGGGCAGGUAGGAUGCACAGGAGGCAUCUGGAUCUGGAAGUACUUGGACAGCUGAGGUCAAGAUGCAAGUCUUGGAGCCUAAAAAUCACACAGAAAUUUAUUCCUGGACAGCCAAGGUUUACAGGAGCAGAAAUAGCAAAUAUUUUCAUGCUCCAUCUCUCCCUUUUUUCCCAGUGCUCUGUUCUGUACCUACCCAGAUCACUUUAUACCUAGACAUCUGUCACAAUUUUGUAACUGGUCGUCGUCCAAAAUCUGUCUCCUCUUCUCAUGUAUCCUUGCCAUGUUAACCAUACUUACCAGUUCGAACCCAGUGUCCUGCCCUCCAAAAAUCCUUUCAACUGCCUACAAGAUAAAUCCUCACCCCCGUGUGUGGUAUAUAAUGCCCUCUUUAGGCUGCUCCAACCUCCUGCUGCUCCUGACAGAAGCCUCCAUUGCACACAAAUGCUCUCUUGUCAUCCCUCAGACAUGCCUUUCCACAUCUCAGCCUGCAAACCUUUACCUUAGCCGUUCUAUCAGCCGGGGGCACCUUCUCUACCUACCUAAAGCCUACAUAAUCAGUCAGAAACCUGUGUAAAUUUCCCUUCCUUGGAGAGGUGUUCUCUUGAAAACUGAUAUGAAGUCAUAUCUUAACCAUUUGUAAUCAUAAACAUAUUUGUGUAAGUUUUUAAAAAUGGACAAUAUCUAGACUUGUGGUAAAUCUUAUCACUGUCUUGAUCUAUUUAAAUAAUUUUUUAUCACUUUACCACUUUCUUGUUUCCUAAACCAGAUGACAACGGAAAAAGUCAAAUGGUAAAAUAUUUUAAGAGAUUUAUUCUGAGAUAAAUAUGAGUGACCUGUAGGCACAGUUGACCAGCAUUUGCCUUAAAACAGAGACCUUAAGACUAACAAAAACAGACUCUUUGUAGCAAUAACAACAUGACAGUAAGUCCUGAGAGAAAUCAAAGUGUUUUACGCCAAAAUAGAUUUAAGUCUGAUAAGAAACAAGUCUGACACAGCCCCAGGAGAUCCUGAGAACAUGUGCCCAAGGUGGCUCUUGUCAGGAGCAGCAGCAGGUUGGGGCAGCCUAAAGAGGACAUUAUAUACCAAACACAGGAGUGAGGAUUUAUCUUGUAGGAAGUGCAAAGGAUUUUUGGAGGGCAGGACACUGGGUUCAAACUGACGAGUAUGGUUAACAUGGCAAAGGUACAUGAGAGGAAGAGACAAUUGUGCUGUCAGGCUACAGCUUGGUUUCAUGCAUUUUUACAUUUUAGGGGAAUGUAAGACAUCAAUACAUGUAAGAUUUACAUUGGUUCGAUAGAGAAAGGCAGGACAACUUGAAGCUGGUGGAGAAGGGACAGAGACGGAGGGAGGGCCUUCCAGGUUAUAGGUGGAUUCAAAGAUUUUCUGAUUGGCAGUGGGUUUAUCCAAAGACCUGGAAUCAAUAGAAGGGAAUGUCUGGGUUAAGAUAAGGUGUUGUGGAGACCAAGGUUCUUACUGUGAGAUGAAGCCAGAAGGUAGCAGGCUUCAGAGAGAAUAGAUUGUAAAUGUUUCUUAUCAGACUUAAGAGAAAUUUAUUUUAGGAUAAAAUACUUAGAUUUCUCUCAGGGCCUGUUAUCUGUCAUGUUAUCUUAUUGCUACAAAGAGCCUGUUUUUGUCAGUCUUAAGGUCUCUGUUUUAAUGUUAAUGCUGGUCCACUGUGCCUGAAUUCCAAAGAGAGGAAGGUAUAAUGAGGUAUGUCUGACCACCCAUUCCCAUCAUGGCCUGAGCUAGUGUUUCAGGUUUACGUUAGAAUGCUCUUGGCCAAGUGGAAGGGUCGAUUCAGUUGGUUGUGUGCUUAGAAUUUUAUUUUUGACUUGCAUAGACUAUCAGCUGCUUCAUGUCACAUCUCAUGCUUCUCUUGUGUUGCCCAGUUUUCUCAGUGCUUCCGACUGCAUGUUUUUGUACUAUAUGAAAAGCCUUCUUUUUAGAAGACUACCAAUUAAAUAUUUCUUUAGAAAAAUUUAA
Messenger RNA from Pan troglodytes (chimpanzee), 6335 nucleotides. RefSeq names its product zinc finger protein 514 (gene ZNF514). NCBI's taxonomy places the organism in Eukaryota, Metazoa, Chordata, Mammalia, Primates, Hominidae. Bases 603 to 2024 code for a protein of 473 amino acids. Gene Ontology annotation, molecular function: DNA-binding transcription factor activity, RNA polymerase II-specific; RNA polymerase II cis-regulatory region sequence-specific DNA binding. Gene Ontology annotation, biological process: regulation of transcription by RNA polymerase II. The record is from RefSeq and is a predicted model, not a curated record. The transcript has 5 exons. Gene Ontology annotation, cellular component: nucleus.